AUGGAGGCACAGAACCGUAUACGUGAACUAGAGGAGGAACUAAAAGAACUCAAAGCCAGCUGCCAACCUCAAAGUGAUACAGCACGAUCGUUAUCUGAAGGUGUCGAAUUGGCGAUCCAAGUGUGUAACGAUGAUUAUAACAUCCUGCGGCAAAUCCUGGCAGAUUUGACGGGAAAUAAUGUGGAAGAUGCCAGGGCUAAACUUCACAGGCUGUUAGAAGAAGGACCUACGAUUGCUGGCCACUUCAAACAUGUUGGAGAUGCGCAUAACGAGCUGCUUGAGUAUCAAAAACGUCGGACUGCAUUUCACAGGAAUCGUGCACGCAACUUACGCGCAGAGCGCAAUCGUGCUACAAUCGAGUUAGCUCAGAUCCAUGAGGGCGCCGCGGAAAUGGUUAAGGACGGCGAUAACAUGAGCAUAGAAGAGGCACGCAGUAUAAUCGCGACAUUGGAAGCUUCAAUGGCGGAUGCCACCUUCGAAGUCGAAAAGCUCGCUCAGAAUCUCCAAGCUCUUCCGGAUCAAAUUGACCCCGCGGACACAGACGACCAGGUUGAUAUCGAUCAAGAUACUGAGAAUAUCGCCAUUUCAAAAGGGAGAAGAGAGCUCUCAGUAUUGCUCGGAAAUUUAAACUCACUAGUUACAACCUUUAAAUUGACAACCAGACCACCCGGUCAGCAACCCCAACAAGAUAUCGCCCCUCUACAGGAUAAGAUAUCGGAAUUAGAAAUAGAGAUAGGCAUGAACACGGACGAAAUCAAGGACGCGAGAAAAGAUCUUGAAACAUGCAAGGAGCAUGGGAAAAUUUUAGAGAAAGAGAUCGGGGAGUUGAAGGCGAGGCUCUUGGAAGCCCAUAACAAUAAUCAACAACCCCAGAACAAUAAUAACCCAGACUAUAUAAUUAAACACCUUCGGGGGCGCGUCACGACGGCACAGGAGGUUGCGGAACAACGAAGGAAGGAGUUGCGAAAACUGAAGUGGGGCCUGCAUGAUGAGCGGGCCGCGUGGACCGCGGCCAUGAAGGAGAACAAAACAUUAGAAGCUGAAAUUUUCAAGCUCAAGAGUGAGAUUAAGGAGUUAAAAGAAUUCAACUACAACAAUACGGUUUCAAAUACCAAAGAACAAGGCUCACUGGCAGAAGAAAAUAUAAGACUUGGAAAUGUUAUCAAGCAUCUCAAACGCCAGAAGGAGGCUGAGCAGACCAAAUUGAAUGAGACUGAGAAGUGCUUUGAUCUUCUUGUCGCCCAAAUGGAUCAACAAGAAGAGGAGUGGAAACAAGAGAAGAAGAGUCUAGACGCUGAAAUCGCCAGGUUGCGACGGCAACCGAUAGGGGAAGGUGGCGAAGAAAUUAAAAGGCUUACCACUAAACUAGAGAGUCUUAAGGAGGAAAGAGAACGCGAGAAUAGGGAAUGUAAGCAAGAGAAGCAAAGACUCGAAAAGGAAACUGGAAAGUUGGAACUUCGACUUCAACAAGCGAUAGGCGAACACGCGGAAGAGAUUAAAAGGCUUACCACUGAACUAGAGGAUCUUCGGAAAGAACUGGAUCGCAAGGGUAAUGAAUAUGGGCCAGGGAGGCAGAUAGACGAGAGACAAAUUGCUGCGCUGCAAGAGCGACAUGCAGAACAGAUAAAAAUCAAAGAGCAAGAGGUCAGAGAACUUAGCGCUAAACAGAGGGAGCUUCUGGAGCAGAGGGACGGCGAGAAUAUGGAAUGUGAGCAAGAAAAAAGUCGUCUAUACGCCGAGAUCCAAGCUCUCAGUGCCCAGAUCGAUGAUCUUCGACGAGCGCGGGAAGAAUCUGAAGUAGUGGGGGAGUUGAGAAACACGAUUGCCGUAGAUUUGCGGCAAGAGCUAGAAGAUUGCCGAGCUGAAACAUGGCAACAACGCCGCGACCGCACCAAACACCCAAGGCCACCCCCAGGACCAGGACCGGACCCAGACCCGGAACCAGAACCAGAACCAGAAAAGCCCCCCCGUAAACCGAAGCGGAAAAGGGAGGAUCCUGCCUUGAAGGACUUGAGGGAAUGGGAAAAGAAUGGUGAUUUGGAUAAGCAUCUUACGAGUGGCAAAAGAAGGAGACGUUAA
Molecule: messenger RNA, 2079 nt
Organism: Venustampulla echinocandica
Lineage: Eukaryota; Fungi; Ascomycota; Leotiomycetes; Helotiales; Pleuroascaceae
Exons: 2
Coding region: 1-2079 (692 amino acids)
Source: RefSeq, a predicted model, not a curated record